Molecule: messenger RNA, 2901 nt
Organism: Ailuropoda melanoleuca (giant panda)
Lineage: Eukaryota; Metazoa; Chordata; Mammalia; Carnivora; Ursidae
Gene: PHAF1
Product: phagophore assembly factor 1
Exons: 15
Coding region: 261-1397 (378 amino acids)
Biological process (GO): Golgi to plasma membrane protein transport
Cellular component (GO): synaptic vesicle membrane; dendrite; trans-Golgi network
Source: RefSeq, a predicted model, not a curated record
CCCCGCACGCCAGUUUUGCUGCAGACGCUUCGGCUACCGCCGCUGCCCCUACCGCCGAGGCUACUGCCGGUGAGGUGAGCUGAGCUGAGCUGAGCUCUGCUAACCUGAGGUGUGGUUUUGGGCUGGUGUCGCCGGCGGCCGAGGAGUAGGUGGAGAGCCGGGCCAGCGGGGACGGCAGGUCAGUCGCUGCUUUGUCUCCCCAGCUUCGGUCCCGUCUGCGCUGCUGCAGGGAGGCCGCCCCGGCCCGGCGAGCUGAACCAAUGCUGGACCUGGAGGUGGUGCCCGAACGCUCUCUGGGGAACGAGCAAUGGGAAUUCACACUGGGAAUGCCUCUGGCUCAGGCAGUAGCCAUUCUUCAGAAGCACUGUCGUAUCAUCAAAAAUGUCCAGGUUCUCUACAGUGAACAGUCUCCUCUAAGCCAUGACCUCAUCCUUAACCUGACUCAGGACGGGAUCAAACUGCUGUUUGAUGCUUUCAAUCAGAGACUUAAGGUGAUUGAAGUACAUGACUUGACUAAAGUAAAGUUAAAAUAUUGUGGAGUGCAUUUUAACUCUCAGGCCAUAGCUCCCACCAUUGAGCAGAUUGACCAGUCUUUUGGUGCAACCCAUCCUGGAGUGUACAACUCUGCUGAGCAGCUCUUCCACCUCAACUUCAGAGGACUGUCUUUCUCUUUUCAGUUAGACUCGUGGACCGAGGCUCCUAAGUACGAGCCCAAUUUUGCCCAUGGCCUGGCUUCUCUCCAGAUACCCCACGGGGCGACUGUGAAACGAAUGUACAUCUACAGUGGAAACAGCCUACAGGAUACAAAGGCUCCCGUGAUGCCCCUGAGCUGUUUCCUUGGCAAUGUGUAUGCUGAGAGUGUGGAUGUUCUUCGAGAUGGAACUGGACCUUCAGGUUUACGACUUCGGCUACUUGCUGCAGGUUGUGGACCUGGCCUAUUAGCAGAUGCCAAGAUGCGGGUAUUUGAACGUUCAGUGUAUUUUGGUGAUUCCUGCCAAGAUGUUCUUAGCAUGCUUGGCUCUCCACACAAGGUCUUCUAUAAGUCAGAAGACAAGAUGAAAAUUCAUUCUCCUUCCCCUCAUAAACAAGUUCCAUCCAAGUGCAAUGACUACUUUUUUAACUACUUCACUCUUGGAGUGGAUAUCCUCUUUGACGCAAAUACACACAAAGUGAAGAAGUUUGUCCUACACACCAAUUACCCUGGGCAUUAUAAUUUUAACAUUUAUCACCGCUGUGAGUUCAAGAUCCCACUAGCCAUAAAGAAAGUGGGACAACAUCCAGGAGCUUCUGGGCCACCCUGUGGAGAAGCCUGUUGUCCUGCACAGGUCCUCCUCCCCAAACAACACCAACCCAUUUGGCUCUACAUUCUGCUUUGGUCUUCAGCGGAUGAUUUUUGAGGUCAUGCAGAAUAACCAUAUUGCCUCGGUGACCCUAUAUGGCCCCCCCAGACCUGGUGCCCACCUGAGAACAGCGGAGCUCCCCUAAGGACAUCACCACCCUUGCCCCUCUGCCCUGUGGAGCUGUACAUCGCAUCCUGCUCAACGGGCCUCCAUGUGCCACCCUGUGGGUUUUCUUGGACACCUUGCCAGUGUUGAAAGGCUGUUGUGAUGUUCUGAGGUGGGGCUCAGACUGGGUGCUCUGCCAUGGGGUGAGAGGCCCAAAUAUUCCUCUGUCCGUCCUCAGUCUCCUGGUGCCAACAGAGGAUACAGACUGCAAAGAGAAGCACAAACUCUGAGCCUUGAUAUCUGGACCCAGGCGACCUCGACUAACACAUACAGAGGCAGAGUUCGGUCUCUCCUGUUCCACACACAUUGGGAAAAGUUGGGACUCCUUCUGUGGCUGAGGACACAGGCACCCGGGACGAAGAUGAGGUCCUGCCUUUGGCCCAUCGUUGCCACGUGACCCUUAAGGCAACAGGUGGCAUGUCCAUAGUACUUGGUUGCGACUUUUGCACUACAUCCACUUUAGUUACUUGAUGAGCUGGCUGUGGCCAAGGUGGCCCACCUGCCCUUCCCUGUUCCUUCCUUGCACGUGCUCCCUACCAGGCCCAGUAGGCACACCCAACUCAUUGAAACACAGCUUUUUACCACCCGGUAUGUGCCCAGGCCUGAUUCCUACCCCUCUUGGAGCCAGCCUUCAAGGUCAUCUGUGCCCCUGCUCUGCCCCAGCCUGGCUGGCAGGCUGCAUGUUUCCAUCCUGUUUGCCUCUUUUAUUUAAUGCCAAAGUUUUAGCCAAAGACAUCUUCCUCCUUUUAUUGUUUCAGCAUUCUGUUCUGCACUGUGGGUUGGCUCUCUUGCCCCAACCCUGGGCAAUGUCCCCUGGCCAGGCCCAUUCAUGGCUCAAGGCCUCUGGGGGCUCAAGGAAGGCUGGGCUGCUCAGUCUUUUCAUGGGUCUUGCUAAGGAAAGUAGCAUAUGUGCUUUAAAAACGAUCCUUUUGAAAUGAAUUGAGAAGAGAAAUGUAUAAUUUUAUCCCAUUUUUAAUAUUUUGGUCUAGCAACUUGUGAUACAUAGAUGACAAUUUUGUGAGUUUUUCAAAUGUGUGUACAGAUUUUGGUAAAUAUGACUCUUUUGUAAUUAACUCAUGUACAGCCUCAUCCUGUAGAGUUUAACAAUGAAUGUGCAGGGGACCUGCCCCAGGCUCCUAGGUGGUUCCUGGGCUUAAAGCCAGGCUUAUGUGGCGCUCCCAUAAUUUUGUGACUGACUGGUGUCUUCCCAUUUGGACUGUGGCCUGGCCAGAGACCCCCCUACACACACUUAUCCCACUAUAGGGGCAGCCAGGACUAUCCCCAUCUUCCUAGAAUAGGGGAAACUUCCUCAUGCCCUGCCCAUACCCCUCCAAUAAAGAUCUAUGCCCUCAGCAGCGACUCACCAUGUGCUGUUGCUGGGAUGUUUGUACUAAAA